UAUAAGAUUUUGAGGGAGCCAACACACGAGCAAUUAUGGAGUUAGAGCCACAGAAAUUUCAGAAAAAAACUUCCCUCUUCUUCUCAGUUUGAGGUCAUUGGGAUUUAGGAGUACCGAAUAGGAAACAAAAACGAUCAAGCUUCAUCGUUUGGUCAUCAUUGAUUAAAACCCAUUUCCCAGAAAUCUUUUUCGAUUCCAUUUAUAGAUUUUUUUCCUUCUUUCGUUGGAGCAGAGAUGAAGUUCUGCAAGACAUAUCAAGAGUACAUGGAAGGACAGAAGAAGCCAUUACCAGGGGUUGGAUUGAAGAAACUCAAGAAGAUCCUGAAGAAGUGUAAGGGAGAGGUUCAAUUGCGCAGAGACAACACUGGGGUUCUUAUCGCCUCCACUUGCCCCCACCAGUGCCCAGUGUGUGAUGGAACCUUUUUCCCCUCUCUACUUAAAGAGAUGUCCACAGUUGUGGGUUCCUUCAAUGAGCGUGCACAGAAAUUGCUUGAGCUACACUUAGCUUCAGGCUUCCGAAAGUACUUCAUGCGGAAAGGAAGGAACCAUGUUGGUUUAAUUCAAGAAGGCAAGGACUUAGUUACUUAUGCAAUGAUUAAUGCCAUUGCUAUCAGAAAAAUUCUAAAGAAGUAUGACAAGGUUCAUUACUCUAAACAAGGUCAGGCUUUCAAAUCACAAGCUCAAAGUAUGCAUAUUGAGAUCCUUCAAUCUCCUUGGCUGUGUGAGCUGAUGGCUUUCCACAUCAACUUGAGGGAAACUAAGGCUGAGGCAAAGGCAACUACAGUUCUUGAAGGCUGCUCACUUGAGUUCAAUGAUGGCAAGCCAUCACUCUCUUGUGCAAUCUUUGAUUCAGUAAAGCUCGAUAUUGAUCUCACCUGUUCUAUAUGCUUGGACACACUGUUUGAUCCGGUGUCUCUCACAUGUGGCCAUAUCUUCUGCUACAUGUGUGCAUGCUCUGUGGCAUCAGUGACCAGUGUGGAUGGACUAAAGGCAUCAAAUCCUAAAGCAAGAUGCCCUCUUUGUCGAGAGGCAGGAGUUUUUGAAGGUGCUGUAUCUAUGGAUGAGCUUACCAUUUUAUUAAGUCGAAGAUGCCAUGAAUAUUGGGAAGAACGACUUCAGACGGAAAGAAGAGAGCGGAUUAAGCAGGCAAAGCAGCACUGGGAAUCACAAUGUCGAGCUUUCGUAGGAGUCUGAUUGAAAAUUAAGAUUUCAAAUACUCCCUCAAUCUUAGUGACAAUUCAUAUAGAUAGAUUUAGGGUCUUGAGAUUCAUUUGAAACUUUCUAGGUUCUUCUAUAACUCUGGUUGGCUCAUGUGAAGAAAUAGGAAUUCUGGGAGAUUUGGUUGUUUUGUUUCUGGUUCUAUUGUUUGGUCAUAAAUGUAUUUGGGAAGUGUAUAAACAUAAUAAAGGCAUGUGAGGGUUUACUUGCAUGAACUUCAUUAUAAGAUAUAAUGAGUUAGGCUAGGUAUGAAUACAAAGACAAUUAUCAAGUUGUACUAAGUUUGGAGCAACAUGAAGAUCUUCAUAGACAUUUCAAAA
Macadamia integrifolia is the source of this 1538-nucleotide messenger RNA. Its product is annotated as probable E3 ubiquitin-protein ligase BAH1-like 1. The transcript is spliced from 6 exons. Lineage: Eukaryota; Viridiplantae; Streptophyta; Magnoliopsida; Proteales; Proteaceae. The record is from RefSeq and is a predicted model, not a curated record. The coding region runs from base 235 to 1194 and encodes 319 amino acids. Gene Ontology annotation, molecular function: metal ion binding.